Molecule: messenger RNA, 2779 nt
Organism: Syzygium oleosum
Lineage: Eukaryota; Viridiplantae; Streptophyta; Magnoliopsida; Myrtales; Myrtaceae
Product: pentatricopeptide repeat-containing protein At2g46050, mitochondrial
Exons: 1
Coding region: 82-2058 (658 amino acids)
Biological process (GO): RNA modification
Molecular function (GO): RNA binding; protein binding
Source: RefSeq, a predicted model, not a curated record
UAAAAAGGGCCGGGUCCAAAUGCCUCCUCCAAAAGAAAACUGGAACUCUUUCACCAGUGCCUAUUCAACAACAGCCAUCGGAUGCUUGCCAAAUGCCGCAGCCGCUCGAUCUGCACCGUCCAUUUCGAACGGCCGUUAGCCUUCGCGCCAACUAAUUCCGCAGCCCCCUGUAAGCCUCGGACCGACCACGAUGCCCCCCGAAACGGCGGCGCCAAGGCGGUCUCAUCUCCGGACUCCGAGUCGACUCGCUCCGGCGAUUCUCGCUUCGACUCGAUGCGCGCCUUUUGCUCCGACGCCCUCAAGGGGUCGGCGAAGUUCCGGCUCCUUCGCGAGGGAAAACAAGUGCACGCACUCGUGGUGAAGUCCGGGCUGUGUAGCUUUCUGUCCUUGCAGAAUCAGGUCUUGGAUGUUUACCUCAAAUGUGGGCAGUGCUGCGAUGCCCGGACAUUGUUCGACGAAAUCCCCAGGAAGAAUGUGGUCACGUGGAACACAUUGAUCUGCGAUGCCGCAGCUCGUGGCGCUGAUACUGAGUUGUUCUCUGACUUGAUUUGUUAUUUCAGGAGGAUGUUGACGGAGUCGGUGAAUCCGGACUUCUUGACGUUCAAUGGUCUCCUCCGAGCUUGCGUAGAGUCUGAUGAUAUUCGGCUUGGUAGGCAGUUGCAUUGUUUUGUAGCGAAAUACGGGCUCGGUGUAAAUUGUUUUGUCAGCAAUGGUCUUAUUAGUUUAUACGGGAAAUGUGGUCGAGUUGAAGAGGCGAGGCAGGUUUUUGAUGAUGUAGCUUAUAGGGAUUUGGCCGUUUGGAACACGAUGUCGUCUUGCUAUGCUUGGACAUUCUCAGCUGCAGAGGCUUUUGGGUUCUUCAAUUUAAUGCGGUUGGCUGGAGUGAAAGGCGACGAGUUUACGUUUUCUAGUUUGCUUAGCUGCUGUGCCACUUCAGGCCAAUGGCGAUUGGUUGAGCAAAUUCAUGGUCUCGUGAUUAGACUUUCUUUUGACGCCGAUAAUAUAGUGGCGAGUGCGCUGGUUGAUGCAUGUGGGAAGAACGGGCUGAUAGACGAUGCUCAGAAGGCUUUUGACAUGAUGCCCUCUAAGAAUGUUGUUUCUUGGACCACAAUCAUUGUAGGAUAUGGAAGGGUUGCAGAUGGAACGAUGGCCAUGAAGCUUCUUCGAGCAAUGCUCCAGAAAGACUUCCACCCUGAUGAAUUGACUUUGGCUAGUGUUCUUAGCUCCUGCAGUAAUACAACAUCCUCAUCUGAAAUAAUUCAAGUCCAUGCUCAUACAAUUAAAAGUGGGUUUGAAUCUUUCUUGUCAGUUUUAAAUUCUCUGAUAAACGCAUAUUCGGGAUGUGGGCACAUGGACGGUGCAUCUAAAUGUUUCAGCUCAGUAGAUGAACCUGAUCUUGUAACAUGGAGCACAAUCAUCCGUGGAUAUGGAUUUAAUGGUCUAGCUAAAGAAGCAACAGAAAAUUUUGAGAAGAUGUUAUCUUGUGGCAUACAGCCAGAUAAAAUUGCUUUUCUUGGGGUUAUCUCUGCCUGUGCUCACGCUGGAAUGGUAAGCAAGGGCCUUCAUUACUUUGAUUUGAUGAUCAAUACAUAUUGGCUUGUGCCUGAUGUUGAGCAAUAUGCGUCUCUAAUCGAUCUUGCUGCACGCGCUGGUCUUCUGGAUGAGGCUUAUGAUUUGUUGACCAAACUGCCUGAAUUACAUGCAGAGAUGCUAGGAGCAUAUAUAGGGGCAUGUAAAGUCUAUGGCAACGAGAAGUUAGCACAUGAAGCUGCUGAAAUGCUACUUUCCAUAGAGCCGAACCAGACUGUUAAUUACAGUCUUACAUCAAAUAUCUAUGCUUCUGAAGGAAAGUGGACAGAAGUAGCAAGAGUAAGGAAAAAGAUGAGGGACGGGUGUGACGACAAAGUUGCUGGUUGUAGCUGGAUUCAUAUGUCGGAUCACAUUCAGGCAUUUGUUUCGAGUGACAAGUCCCACCCACAAGCCUUUGAAAUAUAUGCUUUGCUCGGAAUGUUGCUCAGGCAACUCAAGGAGGACAGUGACUCCCAAUUCUGCUGUUAAUUUGGAUCGAAAAAUGCGUGCUUGAAACAUUGGAUUGACCCAUACUUCAAUACCUAGUCGAGAAUGAACUUGCAAUCAGAGGUAUCACCAGAGCUUUUGUAGAACUUCACUAAACUACUGCUCAUAAACUUUUAACGUCCAGAGAAAUAUACCAUCAAGUAAAGGUUCUCCGAGGAAUCUCUCAAUAUGAUUUCUUGGUGUGACUGGGAAGAUGUUAGUCAGAGAUGGGAAAUCAAAUGAUGUACACUUAGGUGGCCAAUGAUGGAGCUUUCCUACUGGAGUGGACCAUUGCCACGACACUGGAAAAGCCGAGCAGUUGCUUCUCCAGAGAAAGAUGGGAUGGUUAUGCAAACCAUUAUGGACAGUAGCAAGGGCCUAAAGUUUCGUCUCUCAAAAAGAAGUCGAGGUUAUCCUUCAAAAAGGAGGGUAAAUGAAAAGAGUUCGUUUCUUCCUCAAUUGGAUUUAAUGCAUCGUCCGUCCAAUUGGAAAUGAUGACAGAAAGCAUAUGUCAUUAAAGGAACUCCAAUAGGAAGUGAUUUAAAGCAAGCAAUGUUUUCUCUUUCCCGAGAAGAUAGGUUACCUCAUAUAAUACUAAACCAGAAUGAGCCCGGGAUUGGAGGUUAGAUGGAGAAGAGAAGCGAGUGGAAGAGGAGUGCAGAAUGCCUACUGUGGAUAUCUUGAUUAAGAGAAGCAUUUUGUUCUCUUUGAGAACAUUUUUCCC